UGAAAAUUUUUUUAGACGACGGGCAGAAGGCGCACACACUGCAAGCACGGUAGUACGUGAAUUCCUUCGGAACAAUUGAAUUUAUUUUUCGGUUUUGAGCAGUGAAAAAAAUCUGUCAAGAUGGCUCUAAGCGAUGCUGAUGUACAAAAACAGAUCAAACAUAUGAUGGCAUUCAUUGAGCAGGAAGCCAAUGAAAAAGCCGAAGAGAUCGAUGCCAAAGCCGAAGAAGAGUUCAAUAUUGAGAAGGGACGUCUCGUCCAGCAACAGCGUCUCAAAAUUAUGGAAUACUACGAGAAGAAGGAAAAGCAGGUCGAGUUGCAGAAGAAAAUUCAAUCCUCGAAUAUGCUCAAUCAGGCCCGUUUGAAGGUGCUCAAAGUGCGUGAGGAUCAUGUGAGCAACGUGCUGGACGACGCACGCAAGCGUCUCGGUGAAGUCACCAAGAACGAGGCUGAAUACAAAUCCGUGCUGACCAAACUGAUUGUUCAGGGAUUGUUUCAGGUAAUGGAGCCAAAAGUAACACUACGCUGCCGUGAAGUCGAUGUACCUCUAGUGCGUGAUGUUCUGCACACUGCCAUCGACCAAUACAAGUCCCAAAUGAAUCAGGAUGUCGAUCUUUUCAUCGAUGAGAAAGAAUAUCUGGCAGCGAACACCUGCGGCGGUGUUGAACUGUUGGCUCUCAAUGGACGCAUCAAGGUGCCCAACACGCUGGAGUCAAGAUUAGAAUUGAUUUCACAGCAACUUGUGCCAGAGAUACGUAAUGCCCUGUUCGGUCGCAACGUCAAUCGUAAAUUCACCGAUUAAACUGUUCUUUAAGUGCAAAAACAACUACAAUAACAAGAAACCAACAAAAAUUGAAGUUAAUAACAAAAAACCACCCACUAAAAUAACGAAUGCAGAAACCGAAGUGAACUCAUCCUCUCUAACUCAUGCAACAACAAAAUUAUGUCUAUGAAACGUUAUAUUGAAUUAUAAUUAUUAUUGCCGUUGUCUCUUUGUAUAGUGAAUUGAAAGAAAACUUUCGGUCAAAUAUGUAUGCUACUUAUUAUACGAUAUAUAUAUAUAUACGCCAAUAACUAUAUAUUUUAGAGGAUGUUGCAACACACAUAAAACAGAAAAGCCGUACAUGCAUACAAAUGAAGGAAAUAACGAAAAAAUAAUAAGCGUCUGUUUGUUAAAGUUUGUUUUUUAUUUAGAAUGAUGAAGUAACCGGCAUAAAUAAGCAGAACAUUAACAUUUUACAUACAAAUUAAUGCAAAUACCUAAAACAAACAAAA
Scaptodrosophila lebanonensis is the source of this 1274-nucleotide messenger RNA. RefSeq names its product V-type proton ATPase subunit E (gene Vha26). The record is from RefSeq and is a predicted model, not a curated record. The transcript has 5 exons. Lineage: Eukaryota; Metazoa; Arthropoda; Insecta; Diptera; Drosophilidae. Gene Ontology annotation, cellular component: proton-transporting two-sector ATPase complex, catalytic domain. Bases 121 to 801 code for a protein of 226 amino acids. Gene Ontology annotation, biological process: proton transmembrane transport. Gene Ontology annotation, molecular function: proton-transporting ATPase activity, rotational mechanism.